This is a messenger RNA of Trichoderma asperellum CBS 433.97, 1404 nucleotides long. RefSeq lists its product as uncharacterized. Gene Ontology annotation, biological process: chromatin remodeling; regulation of DNA-templated transcription. The record is from RefSeq and is a predicted model, not a curated record. Gene Ontology annotation, cellular component: nucleus; chromatin. Lineage: Eukaryota; Fungi; Ascomycota; Sordariomycetes; Hypocreales; Hypocreaceae.
AUGUCUCCUGAUCCACCCUCUAAAGAGGCAGCCCCAGAGGCAGCUGCAAAUGGCGCCAUAAACGACACUCCAAAUGGAAUCCCAAAGGAAGCCCCAAAAGAAACCCUGACAGAGACCCCCAAAGAAGCUUCAAGAGAGAUACUAAAAGAAGACGCUGCUAAGAGACCGUUUUCCUGGACUCAACCACAUCCCAUAUUCGUCAUCAUCCUUGUAGGUGCCGAUGAGCAACCGUUUGGCAUUCAGAAAGACUUUCUCUGCGAUCGUUCUGAGUUCUAUCAGAAAUAUUUCGAGGAAAAUGUCAAAGAGGCUGCGGUAGAGCAUAUUGUGAAGCUUCCAGAUGCAACGCCCGAAGUAUUCGGAUUGAUACAAAGCUUUCUCUACAGCGGAAAGAUUGCAGACGACAGCACCAACGUUAAUUCCUACGAAUCACUUGUUGGCCUCUGGAACUUGGGUCACAAACUUGCCAUCAAGGGGCUAUGCGAACAUACACUAGAAGCAAUGGUCGAAUGCCGACGAACCACCGGCCGCAUCCCGGCAACGCCUCUCCUUAUCCAGGUCUGGAGAGACACCCCCGAGGGCUCUUCCAUCCGAGUUCUCCUACUGUCUUGGGCUGCGGAAUAUAUGAGAUCUUCAGAUGCAAGAGCAGAGUUUGCCAAAUCAUUGCCCCAAGAAGUGUUGAGUGAGCUCGUAGUCACGAUGAGCUCGUUUGAGACGACAGCUCCUCCAGCCUCAACUCCAGCCCCAGCCCCAGCUACCACUACUGCGGCAGUUGCCGUUGCUGCCGUUCCCCCAAGUUCAAUUAAAACUUCUAAUACCCCUAUCACGACAGUGAUUCGAAAGAAUGUCCAUUAUCUCGAUGAACUGACUGACGAGGAAGCCCUUGGUGCAAAGAAGAAGAAUAGGCGAUCUAGCGGUAUAUCUAGCGACACCAGCUCAAGCCGCAAGCAACAUCGCAAAUCUGGCUCUUCUCCGCCUCUGAAGCCACAGAAGCGACGCACAAAUGCAGCUAUUUUAGAUGGCAAAUCAUUUUCAACACACCAGAAGCUCGACUUUUGUGCCGACUUACUGAAUAGAAUGCUGUCAGGGCCAGGAUUCUGGACUCGUCUUGUCGGGCCUUUCCGGGAGCCAGUCGAUCCUGUCGAGGAUGGCGUGCCAGAUUACCUCGACAAAGUCUCAAGGCCAAUGGACCUCAGCACUAUCAAGCAGAAGAUGGACCAGAAGCAGUACGCAACCGAAGAAGACUUUCUAGUUGACGUGCGCCAAAUCUUUGAGAACUGCUUCACGUAUUGGAAGAAGGGCGACCCGAUGUGGGCGGCAGGCGAGAGACUUCAGCGGACGUUUGAAGAAAAGUUUUCGCACAUGAACAAAUGGAUUGCCAAGCUGGGAGGCGAGGAAGGCGAGUAG